AUUCCUGUCCUAUGAAGCAAGUCUGUUUGUAUUUCAGGUUUGCCAGGACUAAUGAAUUAAAAAUCUUGGGCUCACCACAGUUUGCUGUUUAAUAAUGCCUGUGACAGAAGGAUUUUUUCCUCCCUGAAGUGUGACAGUAUCAUAAUCCCUCAUCCCUGGCAAGGAGAAGAAGGAAAAUCAGAAUUGUGGAGAAAAGUGGAAAAGGGUUAUCUUUUGGGACAGCAAAGCCUAUGGGAAGUGCAGGUAGCAGCAUGUUGCCCUGACAGCUGUCUCAGCUUCUCAGACCUUGUCAGUUUGUUGCUAUGCAGCAGGUGCAGCCUUUUCUUUUAUUGAAGCUUUACUCCAUAAAGGCAACGACAAGCCAAGGCAGUGGCUGGCCCUGGAUUACACAAGUGCAGACACUCCGCUAAGUGAGGGUUUCAUCACAGUCAAAUCACUUUUUGGAAUUGAUGGUCUCAGAAGAAAGACAGAGGACUGAGUAAGGUCCCAACCCAGGAGCCAAAUCCAUGCAGACAGAGCCCUACAGCUGCACAGGCUUCCACUGAAGAACCACCACCAAGCUGGAACAAACAAGUAAAAGCAUUGACUCAAGUGCCCACAUGAUCACCACCGCCAGGGUACCUGCUGAUAAGCCGGUACGAAUUGCCUUCAGCCUUAAUGAUUCCCCAGAUGAUGCAUCCCCUGAAAACUUCUCUUUGGCAUUUCCAGAACUAGAUCAGCAGCUGCAGCCUCUGCCUCCUUGUCAUGACUCUAAGGAAUCUAUGCAGGUGUAUAAACAGCACUGCAAAAUAGCAGAAGAGUACCAUGAGGUCAAGAAAGAAAUUGCUCUGCUGGAAGAAAGAAAAAAGGAGCUGAUUGCCAGACUGGAACAAGUGGAAAAAGAAAGCAUGGAUGCAGCUCGGCUGGCUAAGGAGUAUGCAGAGCUGACAGAGGAGAACCGAACACUGAAGCUGGCCCAGACACAGUGCGUGGAGCAGCUGGAAAAACUCAGGAUACAGUACCAAAAAAGACAGGGCUCCUCAUAACUCCCAACUAGCUCGUGUGAGGCAGUUCAUACAGGAAUGAUCCUGUGCUGGAAAGAGAUUUUAAAAUAAAGAUUUGUUUAAUAUGUUACAACACUUUACUACAGAUGCAGAGUAUGUAGAAGUCUGAAUUUUAUUUAAUGCUUGCCACCCAGUAGCUUAAUAUAAUGGAUAUUUCAUCCAUUAUAUAAUGGAUGUUUUAUUUCAAGUAACAUAAUUGGAGUUAAUCUAUCCCCAUUAUAUGUUCUAGUGGAUCAGGUUUCUUUUCUAAACAUAUUUCUUCCAAUUUAAGAAGAUAUGGACACACUAGAAAAUUAUAUAAAUAGUCUCUGUGUUAGAAAUUUGGAUCAUACUAAGGACUGGGACAAUGUUAAUAUAUGGAAUAUAUGUAUGUUAAUUUUAGUUUGGUAAAUUCUUUUUAAAUUAUUUUCGUCAUGCGUAAAGUGUUUGGAAGUUAUCUUGGAGCAGAUGUCCUCACUAGUAAAAGCUAUACUUCAUGUCAACUUCACACUGUUGUAUAAAAUCUGAAAAACUGCACAUUAAAAAUUGAAGUAACAAAAUCAAUUUUUUAUCAAACAAAUGCACUGAGAGUGAUACUUUACAAGUUAUAAAAUUAAAAGGAAACAGAUGAGAUCAAACUUCCCUUCCUUAAGUGUAAAGAUUACUUGAGUGUCUUUUUAUUAUACUUUUUGGCAUGCAAGAAAUGAAAAAUUAAUAUAAGAAUCAUAGUUUCAUCAUAGUUACAACUGAGACUAUGUCACUAAAAUUAUUGUGAGGAUCUUUUGUUCUUGUUUUCUGGUCUAUUUUGAAACACAACUGACUGUAAGUAGGGAUGGUAGUUCUGUGACACACAAAUAACUGGGAAGUAAAAUGUCAGUUUUACUUGCUCUAUUUAUCCCUGUAUUUUCUUAGAUCAAAUUAAAAAUCUUUGUUAUACUUCCA
Messenger RNA from Lonchura striata (white-rumped munia), 1964 nucleotides. RefSeq names its product MAP3K7 C-terminal like (gene MAP3K7CL). Gene Ontology annotation, cellular component: nucleus; cytosol. The record is from RefSeq and is a predicted model, not a curated record. NCBI's taxonomy places the organism in Eukaryota, Metazoa, Chordata, Aves, Passeriformes, Estrildidae.